Molecule: messenger RNA, 1737 nt
Organism: Wasmannia auropunctata (little fire ant)
Lineage: Eukaryota; Metazoa; Arthropoda; Insecta; Hymenoptera; Formicidae
Exons: 6
Coding region: 1-1431 (476 amino acids)
Biological process (GO): regulation of synaptic transmission, glutamatergic; G protein-coupled glutamate receptor signaling pathway
Cellular component (GO): membrane
Molecular function (GO): group II metabotropic glutamate receptor activity
Source: RefSeq, a predicted model, not a curated record
AUGAGGCUAGGCCCGAUUAUCCUGUCGUGGGUCACGGCCACGGCCGGCUGGCUGGGCCCGUCGAGCGGAAUCACGGCGACGGCGAUGGCGACGUCGCGCACCUCGCGCUCCCGGGACUACGAGCUCUCGACGGAGUUCUUCCUGGUGCCGUCCGAGAUCGGGCACGGCCUGGCGAGCGUGGCGAGCGUCAUCAGCGUGCCGGCGCCGAAUCGGACCAUCACCGUCUUCAGGACGCCGCCGGGCGUCAGGAAGAGCCAGGAGGUGGACAUGCGACCGACCCCGAAGUCCUUGCUGAAGCAACGACCCUGGGCCCUGCCGCUCGCCGCGCUCAGCGCCGCGGCGAUGCUCCUCAUGGCCGGCUUCGAGGUCUUCGUAUUGUUCAAGGCUAGAGCAACGGCACCGAAUAGACGACACUUGUUUCUGGGCCAGGCGUUGCUUCUGGGCCUCUUCCUCUUGGCGGGUCUCUCGGCCGCAGCCUCGCUCAGCCAAAAUCCGCUGUCCUGCGCCGCUUUCCGGUUGGUAGGUCUCCCCGCCGCCCUCGUGUUCGCCGCUCUGCUGGUCAAAUGCGUUUUCCUGCUCUCGUUGAACAGCGGCGUGUACCUGCCGGCACCCUAUCAGGCGCUGGUGCUGGUGUUCGCGGUGUUGGUGCAGGUGGCCAUUGUCGGGCAAUGGUUUUACGGCGAACCACCUGCGGUGAUCCAGGUGCAGCAGCAGCAGCAGCAGCAGCAGCAGCAAGCGACGGGCCAAAGCUCGCCGGCGUCCACCACCUCCUGCAGGACCCCGCUCGGACAGAUAGUGGCUUCCCUCGGGUAUCCCGGAGCACUGUUAGUGGCAGUGGCGUGUUUAGCGGUCCGUGCGCGGGGCGUCCGGGACAAUAAUCGGGAAGCGGCCUUCAUCGGUCUGGCGGUCGGCCUCUCGCUACCGAUCUGGAUCUCCAGCGGGAUCGGCACGCUCGCGGCCGGCAACGAGGGCGACCGGGAGGCCUGGCUGGCCUACGGCCUGCUCGCCACGUCGCUCUUCGUCUUCCUCACGAUGUUUCUGCCGAAGGGACGCCAGCUAGCCGCCCUGGGUCGCGAGGGACCGGCCGCGGUCAUACGCGAUCGCGACGACGCUCUCAGCUCCCUCCCCGGCAGCGGCUACUCGCCCUCCUUCUUCCACUUCAAGCCCGCGGAGGCGUCCCUGAAGAGGAAGAUGCAUUACCACAGUGCCGAUCGAGUCGCACUGGUCUCGUCCGGGAUACCUGGAUGCAGCGCCUGCAGGCACGGAGGAAGUCCCAUAUACUCGGACGAUGUACACGGACCGAUGGAGACGUUCGUUUUGCCACCCGGUAUGUACUUGAGGCCGGAGGACGCCGGGAAUCUCUACACGACCUUGUCGGCCAAUCCCAACGUGUUCUUCCAAAGGGCUGCUCAUCCCGGAAUGAUGUAUUGAAUCGAAACUUAUCGUCGAACGUCCAAGACUCGUAUAUGAUACGCGUGUCGCGUCCUCGGAGAUUAGACUACGGACAAGCGCGAUUGUUGAUCUCUCGUUAUUGUAAAUAAUCAUCGUUAUCAGGAUCUUGGUGAACGACUCUACAUAUGUAUCUUCUCUGUAACUCGGACGAUCAUCGCGGGAGUGUAUCCCGCGCCAGAUACGCGUACGCGAUCAAUUCGCUGCAGAUCGCCGCGAGCAAUAAAUGAGCCUGCGUGCCGCGAAUCACCGAUGCGAGAGACUCGAACUGGCAGUGUAUGUACUAUA